Molecule: messenger RNA, 2203 nt
Organism: Fragaria vesca subsp. vesca
Lineage: Eukaryota; Viridiplantae; Streptophyta; Magnoliopsida; Rosales; Rosaceae
Product: protein LYK2-like
Exons: 2
Coding region: 107-2155 (682 amino acids)
Biological process (GO): protein phosphorylation
Molecular function (GO): ATP binding; protein kinase activity
Source: RefSeq, a predicted model, not a curated record
AACAGCUGGAAACAGAGAAAAUGUAUAGAAUUCCUGAAUUCGUUAUCCCCAAGAAUCCUGUCCAUGAACAACUUUGCCUUCUGUGUUGAAGUCACUGGUCAUUGGCAUGGCUGCUGCUUUGUUCACUAGUGAGCAGCUCUACUUGACAUUAUUCUUCUUCAUUGUCUCGCUUCUUGUGUCUGCACUUGGACUACAGAACCAACUGCUAAGCUGCGAGUCCGAAUCUCCAGAUGCUUCUUCUGCCUACCACUGCAGUACCAGUACUAGUGGAUUAAAUGGAUCAUCAUCAUCUUCACUCAACCAGUGUGCCACAUUUGCAAUUCUUCGAACCAACUCAUACUACUCCUCUCUGUUGAACCUCAGUUCUUAUUUGGGGAUCAACCGGUUUGUGAUUGCAGAAGCAAAUGGCUUUUCAGCGCACACGGAGUUUCUUCCUAAAGACCAGCCUUUGUUGAUACCGAUUGAUUGCAAAUGCAGCAAUGGGGGCUUGUUUCAAGCGCAGUUGACAAAAACAACCAUCAGAGGUGAGAGCUUUUAUGGCAUUGCUGAAGCGCUAGAGGGUUUGACAACUUGCAAAGACAUCCGAGAGAAGAACCCGGGUGUCUCGCCUUGGGAACUUGCUGAUAAAGUUGAGUUACACAUUCCCUUGAGAUGUGCUUGUCCCUCUAAAUCAUCUCAGUCAAGACUCUUGCUUUCUUACCCAGUAAAACAAGGUGACACCAUUUCUUCUUUGGCCAUUCAAUUCAAUACCACUCAAGAAGCUAUCAUAUCUGCAAAUAAUAGAUCAACAUUUAGACCUGAAAGCAGUUUAGUACCACUUACAUCUCUUCUGAUUCCACUCAAUGCUAAACCGAUACUUGGUCCUCUAGAAAAGCCCCGCGAACCCAAUUUGCGUUUUCCAGCAACUAGCGUCCCAGCAAUUAGUCCACACAGGAAGAAAGCAAAAAUGCAUAAGGCUGGACUAUAUGUCGCGAUCAUUGUGGUGGUUGUUGUAGCUAGCAUUGCCAUUGCUGCGGCUUUGUUGGUGAUUCAGCUGAGGAAGAAGAAACAGAUCAUUUCAUCCAAAGGAGUCGUUGAUUUGGAACUGCAACAGCUUAGCCUAAGCAUCAGAACCACAAGUGACAAGAAGGUCUCAUUUGAGGGAUCACAGGACACAUUAGAUGGUCACACUGUUGAAGCCACCACGCCGCGCAAGGUGCUGGUGGAGACAUACACCAUGGAGGAGCUGAAAAGAGCAACAGAAGACUUCAGUUCGAGCAACCACAUCGAAGGGUCUGUGUACCACGGCCGUCUCAGUGGCAACAACUUGGCAAUAAAGCCCACACAACAUGACAUCAUCUCAAGGAUCGAGUUUGGGCUUUUCCAUGAUGCAAUUCACCACCAUCCGAACAUAAUGAGGCUGUUGGGGACAUGUUUGACUGAAGGUCAAGACUCAUUUCUGGUUUUCGAGUAUGCAAAGAACGGAUCAUUGAAAGACUGGCUUCACGGUGGAUUGGCAAUUAAAAACCAGUUCAUUGCCUCAUGUGAUUGUUUCUUGACGUGGAGCCAAAGGCUGAGGAUAUGUCUUGAUGUGGCCAUGGCAUUACAGUACAUGCACCACAUAAUGAACCCAAGUUAUGUGCAUCGCAAUGUGAAGAGCCGAAACAUCUUCUUGGAUGAAGAAUUCAAUGCCAAGAUUGGAAACUUUGGAAUGGCAAAGUGUGUUGAAAAUGACACGGAAAAUUUGGCUCCUGAAUAUGUUCACCAAGGUGUGGUUUCUCCAAGCACUGAUAUAUUUGCUUAUGGAAUAGUGUUGUUGGAGGUCUUGUGUGGGCAAAAGGCAUUAACCAAGCCUAGUGAAAUGGGGCAGGGGAAACAUUUCUGGCUCUCGGAGAAAAUCAAAUCCAUAUUGCAGUCAGACAAUGCAGAUGAGCUGAGGGAAUGGAUGGACAGCGCAUUGGGCGAGAAUUAUUCUUUCGAUGCAGCUCUCACAUUAGCCAAUCUUGCGAGUGCUUGUGUAAAUGAAGAUCCUUGUUUGAGACCAAGUUCAGGAGAAGUAGUUGAGAAACUUUCGCAAAUGGUGGAGUACCCGGCGGUAGAAGGAGAAAAUAUGUUGAUGAGUGAGAGCUCUUGCAAACCUCUGGUGAAGGCAGCUGCUGCAAGCAACAUGUCAUAGCUCUUGGCAUUUGGAUAAGGUUAAUAUAGUACUAGGGCCGGUGUUGUA